This is a messenger RNA of Aspergillus affinis, 1425 nucleotides long. RefSeq names its product FAD/NAD(P)-binding domain-containing protein. The record is from RefSeq and is a predicted model, not a curated record. The coding region runs from base 1 to 1425 and encodes 474 amino acids. The transcript has 4 exons. Gene Ontology annotation, molecular function: NADP binding; flavin adenine dinucleotide binding; N,N-dimethylaniline monooxygenase activity. NCBI's taxonomy places the organism in Eukaryota, Fungi, Ascomycota, Eurotiomycetes, Eurotiales, Aspergillaceae.
AUGCCAGCCAAAAGUGUUGCUGUGAUCGGGACAGGUCCCGCUGGGGCCAUUGCUGUCGAUGCCCUGGUGCAAGAAAAGGCAUUUGACGUGGUGCGGGUGUUUGAGCGACAGGAAAAAGCAGGCGGAAACUGGGUCUCCCGAACAAGCGAGACGCCUGUUCCGCUUGACAUCGACAGUCUCUCGACCAGGUCGGCAGAUGCGCCGGUAGCAAUCCCUUCCAAGCUGCCGUCGCAUGCACCGACGCUGUCGCGACACCGUUUUGCCGACUCGCAUGUCUAUCCCACGCUGCACACCAACGUGGAUGCGUCCGUCAUGGAAUACUCGCAGGAGUCGAUCCCGACCGUUCGCUCCGCCGAGUCAGUGGCCCUGCAUGGUCCGGAUACGCCGUUUCGCCAUCACACCGUGAUCCGCCAGUACAUUGAGGACCUGCUAAAUCGCCACGGCUACCAGGACCUGGUGGGGUACAACACCACGGUCGAGCGGGCUGUGAAAGAUGCGUCCACGGGCAAGUGGAAUCUGACUCUCCGUCGCGCAGGCAAACCGGGCGGGUUCGACUACUGGUGGUCGGAAUCGUUCGAUGCGCUGGUCGUAGCCUCGGGACAUUAUAAUGUGCCUUUCGUGCCCGCCAUUCCUGGGUUGAAAGAAUUCUCCGCGAGAUAUCCAGGCUGUGUGCUGCACACGAAGCAGUAUCGGGGACCGGAGCAGUACCAAGGCAAGAGGGUCGUCACAGUCGGCGCCUCCGUCUCAGCCGCAGACACAGCCGUCAGUCUGAUUGGUUCGGCGCAGUCGCCCAUCUACGCCGUCGUUCGUGGCAAAUACAAUGUCUACUUUGGUGACGAGGCAUUCAAGCAUCCGCAGAUCGAGCGUCGGCCGCCAAUUUCGCACAUCUCCAGCGAAAACGGCGAGAAAACGGUCCAUUUUGAAGACGGCACCUCCGUGGCUGAUGUCGACUAUAUUAUCCUAGGCACGGGAUUCACCUGGACGCUGCCUUUCUUGCCGGACAUUCCCAUCCGCAACAACCGCGUACCGGAUCUAUAUUUGCAUGUCUUCCACCAGCGAGACCCGUCUUUGGUAUUCCUCGGAGCGGUUGGUGCUGGUCUGACCUUCAAAGUAUUCGAAUGGCAAGCUGUGGCUGCGGCCCGCGUUCUUGCUGGCAAGGCGCAGUUACCGUUGCUGGACGAACAGCGCCAAUGGGAAACCGAUCGCAUCGCGAAGAAGGGCGACGGGCCUGCAUUUUUGAUGGUCUACCCUGACUUCGAGCAAUACUUUGAGCAGCUUCGCGGGCUGGCCGGAGAGCCCGAAGGAGCCGGUCGGCGGUUACCGGUGUUUCAACAGGCCUGGGUGGAUGAUUUCAUGGAGGGGCAUCAGAGAAGGAUUCGCAUGUGGAAGAGGGCGAAUCAACAGGGAAACGAGAGUAAAUUAUGA